UUAAAAGGGGCGUGAAGUUUGCUGCUAGCACAGUUAGCUGCUCUGGGAUCAUCUGGGAUCCUGCUCAUGCUUGGUGGCGCCCUGCAGAAACGAAACCCUCACAUUAUAGAGCGUGUGAUACUUGGAACAGGCGUGUUUUUAAAAGUAUGUUAGCCGUGCUAGCUACCGGGCCGAUACGACAGGAGCGUUUAUUGAAAUGCUGACCCGGCCUCUCUCUCAGGACAUGGCAUUGUGGCCAUUGGCGUUAAUGCUAAUUUAGCUAGUUAGCGCAGCAGGCUAGGUAGCUGGGCGGUUGGCUGUAACAUUGACUAGCUUACGUUAGCUUGCUAGGCUGCGUUAGCCAGAGGGUACACUCGUACUUAUGGGGACGAGUGUAGCAGCAGCAGCAGCGUCGCUUCAUUAACGUCGCCUGCGUUAGUUUUGUGGCGAACCUUCAUUUUGUUCUCAGAGUAACGGAGAGGCUAGUGCGGUUAACGUUAGCUGAGUUAGCGCGCGAUCAUGCUGUAGCAGCUGAGCGGGGUUUGAGUCGCCAGCCUCUGCCGCCUCGCUCCAGCGCUCUCAGGGGUCGGUAGCUAACAGUUACCGGGCAUUGUGCGGUAUGUAGCCAUGGCAUGCUAACCAUCCAUCAGAAAAGUUCAUGACUGGUCAUAACAUUGCAGACAAUGUUGGUAGUUGAGACUGACCAUGCAGCCAUUGUACGAUGAGGUGUAGAGAUAACGUUACGGUGGUUAACAGCCAGUGUUAACCUCCUUCAUACAGACGACAGGGCCUUGCUGUGGGUUAUCCUCCACACCGCGUUAGCUAGUUGCUCUCACUCUGCUGUGUUGCAUGAUUCACGAUGUUUCCUCUUCACAUGUAAACUUGGUAAAGUUUGCAGGGCAACAAUGUAACGUGACCGAGCUGAUUGAGCAUUUUGAUGAAUUGGUGACGCGGAGCGUUAGCUAGCAAAAUGAACAACUCAGGAGUCAUGGCCCAAGAGAAGAUGGAGCUGGAUCUGGAAAUCCCAUCGUCGUUAGUUCAGACCGAUGGACACUUGAGGAGAUCCAACAGUGCACCCAUGAUCAAUGGCUUAAGUGAUAACUCCCAAGUGUUCCAGAGAGAGGUCCUGCGCAGCCGGAGAAAUAGCACUACAGUGGUCAACAGGCCCAACAUGGUCCCUUCAUCGCCCAUCCGUGUCCCCAGCACCAGACUUCAUCAGAUCAAACAAGAGGAGGGUGUAGAUGUGAUGAACAGAGAAACUGCUCAUGAGCGGGAAGUUCAAGCUGCCAUGCAGAUGAGCCAGUCCUGGGAAGAAAGCCUUAGUCUGAGUGACAAUGAUUUGGAGAAGUCUGUAUCAUCGUCUCCAAAGCGCAUCGACUUUGUGCCUGUGUCGCCUGCCCCAUCCCCAACCAGAGGGAUUGGUAAAAAGCAGUGUUUCUCUCCUUCAUUACAAAUCCUUGUAAGCAGCAAUGGCCUAACACCCAGCCCAAUACCCAGCCCAACACGGCGCUUCAGCCGACGCAGUCAAAGCCCAAUCAACUGCAUCAGAGCCAGCAUACUGGGGCCAAUAAAACGCAAAGCAGGUGAGAUGGAGACGGAGAGUCAACCCAAGAGGCUCUUCCAGGGCACCACCACCAUGCUGUCAUCCGACAUCUCCAACCUGUCAGAUCUUGGUUCUUGUCACUCCCCAGAUUUACUGGAUGUCAGUCUCAGCAGCGUCAGCUCCUCCACCGACUCCCCAGGCAAAAUGGAGGGGGUGUCGCCCUCUUCGUCCAGCAACUCACCCUUCGCUUCCCUCCAGGAUUUGUCGCCAAAAUGAGACAGGGGAUGGCAAAGAGACACUAAAAAGGACUGGCAUAGAGGAAGAAAGUUCCCUCUCCCCAGGGAACCAGUUUCCUUCUCAGACCCUCCACCUCACCAUCGGCUAGAUUUAGUUUAAUGUUCCCUGUGUUUGCUUUCAUGGCUGCUCUCUGGAGGGUCUUGAUAUGUUUGAAUUAAGGAAAUGAAAGCCAUGGACGAGGUUUGGUGUUUACAGAGGUAUAACCUAGUAAAACUGGGGAUGACUGAAGUCACAGAGCAUCAGCUGCUAGUUGAGGAUCUUGGAUGGUGCUUGGCUUCAUAUUGAUAUUGUGUUGUUAUUUUUUAUAAAGUGGCUAUCCUGUUAAAACUGUCCCACCAGUUUCCCUCACUGGAGAGAGACAUUGAGCACUGGACAAAAAGAAAGAGACAAUUUGGAUGUGUACAUUUCUCCAUAUUUUUUGUGCUGGAAAACUUGUCUUCAGGCCUUUGUAUGUACAGUCUGCGGAUUUUGUAAGAAAAGAUUUAACUUAUUAUUUCCUGCUUUGCUUGUAAUUAUGUACAUAUUAACUUUGUCAGAUGUCGUACAUAGUUUGGCUGUGAGGUGAAUGUGGUCACACAACAGCAAAGGUUUUCUUUGUGAAAGGAACGUAAACUACUUCUGGGGUUUAGCAGAUUCAAAAUAUUUUUAUGAGACAGGCUUUGAACUGUGGUGAAAUGUUCUGUUGGGCUCUGUGCCCGUCGCCAUUCGUUACUGCAACUCAGUGAAAAUCGCAGUGAAUUGUGGAUGGAAGGACAUGGUCUGUCAACACUAACAGUUCCUUUGUAUCCUGUGUUCUUUUCAGGAUGUUUUUUUGUAGAUAAGCAAUUUAGAGACAUGAUUGUUUUUUGUUUUUUUUUCUUCUGGCAAAAAGUUUCUUUAUUUAUGGAGAAAAAAGUUUAUUAUAGGAAUUGGAUGGUGAUAGGUUUCUAUCUCCACUAAAAAAAUGACCCAUUUAUGUUGUCAUUUACACCAAAUCAGCUGACUGCCUGAAAUAAUUGGCAGUAAAAUCAAAAUGGCACCAUACUGAGUGAAGAGACUGCUGUGUUGUUACAUUUAUUAAAAGAUUUUUUUUUUGCACAGGAGCCUCAAUCCUGUCGUGUUUCCAGUCUGUGUGUAAGUCUUAAGAAGGGAAGACAUGACACUGAAAUAUUAGCUUUCUGUUGAGCAGCCCAAGAAAUGCUGCAUAUUCAGGUUCGACCUGUUGAAUCUCUUGUGUACGUCUCACUGCUCAACCCCAUCGUCUUCCAUGUGUAUGCACAAAAGGAAGUGAUUGUAAAUCAUUUUAUGAAAUUGUGCCCUUUUUAAUUUAAGGAAAAUGUUUUGGUUGCAGUUUUAUCAAAUGUACUUCUUUUAUACAAUUAAGAAAAGGAGGAGAGAAGCAGUCGGCCAACCUAGGUAUUACAUGAGAUUCAUCUUUUUGUCAUCUGAAGAAGCACUGAGGGUAUGAAUCUAGCAGAUAAUCUUAUUCUACUCUGUGUCUGUGAUAGAAAGGCUUCUUUCAAGCUGGCCAACAUCUCACCCACGCUUGUGUCUUUGUGAUUGCCAUUGUGAAGGACAUCAAGAAAGAAUAAAUUCUAUAAGAUGUUUUUGAAAGUCUUUUUAAAUAUUCCGAGAUUAUUUCUUUGACCAUAGCACGAACACACACCAUGGUG
Messenger RNA from Paralichthys olivaceus (Japanese flounder), 3471 nucleotides. RefSeq names its product PABIR family member 2 (gene pabir2). Gene Ontology annotation, molecular function: protein serine/threonine phosphatase inhibitor activity. Lineage: Eukaryota; Metazoa; Chordata; Actinopteri; Pleuronectiformes; Paralichthyidae. The record is from RefSeq and is a predicted model, not a curated record.